Hyla sarda is the source of this 6731-nucleotide messenger RNA. It is a transcript of the gene HYOU1, whose product is annotated as hypoxia up-regulated 1. The transcript is spliced from 25 exons. Gene Ontology annotation, cellular component: endoplasmic reticulum chaperone complex. Gene Ontology annotation, molecular function: ATP-dependent protein folding chaperone; ATP binding. Gene Ontology annotation, biological process: negative regulation of hypoxia-induced intrinsic apoptotic signaling pathway; endoplasmic reticulum unfolded protein response; cellular response to hypoxia. The record is from RefSeq and is a predicted model, not a curated record. NCBI's taxonomy places the organism in Eukaryota, Metazoa, Chordata, Amphibia, Anura, Hylidae. Bases 154 to 3039 code for a protein of 961 amino acids.
GCCUGUGUGCGACACUCCGGCUCCGUAGCAGAAAAAGGUGAGUGAGCUGCAGAGUGACUGGCGAGCAUAGUCCGGAGAGCGCGGACACACCGGCCACACUGCGCCGAGCUACGGACCGGAGGUGAAUAUAUUCUGUAGAUUGACCCCUGCAGAAUGGGGCUCCGGACGUGGACGCUAUGCGCACUCCUCUCGGUUUUUCUAGUAAUCCUGCUGCCCUCCCAGACAGGGUCUGUGGCUGUCAUGUCUGUGGAUAUGGGAUUUGAAUGGAUGAAAAUUGCAAUUGUGAAACCCGGGGUUCCAAUGGAAAUUGUUUUAAACAAGGAGUCGAGAAGAAAAACACCUUGUGCUGUAACUUUAAAAGAGAAUGAGCGUCUCUUUGGGGAUAGUGCUGUUGGGAUGGCAGCUAAAAACCCCAAGGCGACCUUUCGGUUCUUCCAGGACUUGUUAGGAAAACGUGCAGAGAACCCACAGGUUGAGGCUUUUAAAAACCAAUUCCCCGAUUACAAUGUUGUUAAAGAUGAAGAUCGGGGCACAGUGCUCUUCAAGCUUUCAGAGGAACUGACUUAUUCCCCAGAAGAACUGCUAGCCAUGAUCCUAAACUACUCCAGAUCACUAGCUGAAGAAUUUGCAGAGCAACCAGUAAAAGAUAUAGUGAUCACUGUCCCGGCCUACUUCAAUCAGGCAGAACGCAGAGCUGUUCUCCAAGCUGCCAAGCUAGCUGGUCUCAAGGUGCUCCAACUUAUAAAUGAUAACACUGCAGUGGCUCUGAAUUAUGGCGUUUUCCGAAGGAAAGAUAUAAACUCAACGGCUCAGAAUAUUAUGUUUUAUGAUAUGGGAUCAAGGAGUACAACAUGCACUAUCGUGACUUAUCAGACAACGAAGACUAAAGAGUCAGGCAUUCAGCCACAGCUUCAAAUUCGAGGUGUUUGGUUUGACCGUUCUCUUGGUGGCUUUGAAAUAGACCUGAGGCUUCGAGACCACUUGGCCAAGCUUUUUAAUGAACAAAGGAAAUCCAAAAAGGAUGUUCGAGAGAAUCCCAGGGCAAUGGCUAAGUUACUAAAGGAGGCAAAUCGUGUGAAGACCAUCUUGAGUGCCAACAAUGAUCACAUGGCACAGAUUGAAGGACUUAUGGAUGAUAUUGACUUUAAAGCCAAAGUAACUCGACAGGAACUAGAAGAUCUUUGUGUGGAUCUCUUGGAAAGAGUUUCUUCUCCUGUGCAGAAAGCUUUGAGUAGUGCUGAGAUGAACAUGGAUGAAAUUGAUCAGGUCAUUAUAGUGGGAGGUAGCACUCGUAUCCCUAAAGUUCAAGAGCUGCUCCUUAAGGCUGUGGGCAAGGAGGAGCUGGGAAAGAACAUAAAUGCAGAUGAAGCUGCUGCAAUGGGAGCUGUCUAUCAGGCAGCUGCUCUGAGUAAAGCAUUUAAAGUGAAGCCAUUUGUAGUCAGAGAUGCUGCUGUUUUUCCAAUACAGGUGGAGUUUACUCGCGAAGUGGAGGAAGAAAAUGUAAAAAGCUUAAAGCACAACAAGAGAAUUCUCUUCCAGAGGCUGGCACCCUACCCACAGCGCAAAGUGAUCACCUUUAAUCGAUACACUGAUGACUUUGAAUUCAAUAUUAACUAUGGUGACCUGAGCUUCCUGGACACUGAAGAUCUUAAAAUCUUUGGAUCACAGAACCUUACUACUGUUAAACUCAGUGGAGUUGGGGAGAGUUUUCUGAAAAAGGCUGACUAUGAAUCUAAAGGUAUCAAGGCACACUUCAACAUGGAUGAAAGUGGAAUACUCAGCCUUGACAGGGUGGAAGCUGUUUUUGAGACUGUAGUAGAAGAGAAGCCUGAGCAAGAAUCAACAUUGACAAAGCUGGGAAAUACUAUUUCAAGUUUAUUUGGAGGAGGUUCAACCACAGAGAGUAAGGAGAAUGCCACAGACACUGUCCAGGAAGAAGAGGAGGUGCCUACUGAGGCCACAAAAGAGGAUGACCGGGAGUCAACAACACAAACUAGUGAGCAAAAGGAUUCAGACGCUAAAGCAGAGGACAAAAAAGCAGAAGAGCAAAAAGAGGGUGAAAAGGUAGAGGACAAGGAUACUAAGGAUAAAGAAGAAACAGCGAAAGGAGAGUCCGCAAAGACACCAGAAGAGGAGCCUAUAAAACCACCUCCUCCCAAGAAGCAGAAACUUGUUGAUGAAAUAGGAGCAGAUCAGACAAUUAAUGAUAUACCAGAUCUUGCAGAAGAACAAGUGAAGAAAUGUGUUAAAAAGUUGCAGGAGCUCACUGAACGAGACCUAGAGAAACACGAGAGAGAAAAAGCUGCAAAUAGUUUAGAAGCAUUUAUAUUUGAGACACAGGACAAACUACAACAGGAUGAGUUCCGUAAAGUGUCUACAGGAGAACAGAGAGCAGAGAUCUCAAGCAAGCUUAGCCAAGCCUCAACCUGGCUAGAAGAUGAGGGAUAUACAGCAACCACUAAGGAGCUCAAAGACAAGCUAAGUGAACUGAAGAAGUCCUGCAAGUCUUUAUUUUUCAAGGUUGAAGAGAGGAGAAAGUGGCCGGACAAACUGUCUGCCCUGGAUAGUUUGCUUAAUCACUCUUCCAUAUUUCUGAAGAGUGCCAGGAUGCUCCCAGAUGAUGAUCCCAUAUUCACAGAAGUUGAGUUAAAUACACUGGAAAAGCUCAUAAAUGACACCUGGGUAUGGAAAAAUGAAACUCUGGCAGAACAAGCAAAGUUACCUGCCACUGAAAAACCAGUCUUGUUGUCUAAAGAUAUUGAGCAAAAGCUAGCUGCGUUAGACAGGGAAAUCCAGUACCUUCUAAACAAGGCAAAAUUUUCCAAACCUAAACCUAAGCCUAAACCGAAAAGUAACACUACAAAAUCGGACAACGGCGAGAAGAAUGCAACAGAGACUGCCGAGAAAACCAUAAAAGAGGGCACACAAGCAGAGCCACCCAGUGAACCGGAGCCUGCAAAGGAGCCUCCAACGGAAGAGAAAAUGUUAGAGAUAGAAGGUUCUGAAGCAGGUAAUCCGGGGCAUGCAGAGGAAUUUUAAUGCUCUGGUCAUUGGGAGACUAUUCAGCGACGCAGAAAACUCCAGAAGAGAACCAGAAGACUGAGUUAUAACCCUGUGACAUCCUCGAUCUAUGUUGGCACUCAUAUUUAUUGACAUUACUUUUUUUGUAAUGGACCCUGAUGAUUUUGGAGAAACUGAACUUUAUUUUUGGUUGAAUUUUUUAUUUUAUUUUUUUUCUCUAAAAAAAAAAAAAAACUGUUCUUCAGAUGUAUAUUUCUGUCCUGUCAAAGCAAUGUUAGAAUUUUUGUUACCUUUGUGUGUUUGUCGUGAUUUAUUUAACUCUGGGUGUACACAGGAAGAUGUUAAAUUUCUGCUGGAAGAAUAGUCACAAUGUUUUGUGCUUUCAAGUCGUUCAGCUAACAUCAUACCUUUUAAAGAAAUGGCUAUUUAAAUUGUUCUAGCAUGGUGGGGACGGCAUAGAAGUUCACCACCGACAACCUAAUGUUAAAUGGAAUAAGAAAAAUACACAAAAAGAGAAAAAACUUUUUGAUAUAAAGACUGUCUGGGUUUUAAAAUGUUCACAUCAGAUCUACUGUAACGAGAAAAAACUGCAAAUUCUGAUAAACAUUCUGGCUGGUGCCUUCUUUUCCUCUGGUUUCACUGCCUUUUGUGGUUAUUUUUCAUACCGGAGAUGAGGUGGGAAAACUAGGGCAUUGCCUAAUUCCAAAAUUGCUUUAUGUGGAAACACAGCCUAAAAUACUUAUCGAAAUUGUUUUUGAUAGAUGCUGGAUAGUUUUUGAGUUUCUGACCACCUCUGGAUCUGUCAUACUGCUGGGAGAACCUAAACCCCUUUAGCCACUUUUCCAGAAAUGUCAAAUGCAAAACAUUUGUUAGAAGAAUGAACUUCAUGCAGCAGUUUCCCAAUAUAAUCUUAUUAUUGUAUAGAUUACCAUUGGCUCAAGGAGUAAUCUAACAAACCUGGGCAGUGCCAUACAACUCUUGGUUUUCUGCUGCUUAAUAGACUACAGGCUGAUGUUAAGUCUUGGGCCAGGUUUAGAUAGUCAAUCAUAAUGUGGCUACAUUUUAUAAUCUGCAAUACCGGGACGUUCUGCAGUUGUAUUAGGCCAAACCAAUGUCACAGGAUUUGUGGGGAUAUAUGUUUUGAUACAGACAUGAAAAUGUUGCCGCAUUAUGGCAUACAGUAGGCGGCCUUGGCCUGAAUACUCUAGAGCGGCAGUUAGUAGACUGCUGACAUUUUGUGGAAGAAGCUUCUAGCAAUUUGAUAUUUCACACAGUUCGGGGUGUUACUACAUUACUACCACCUUUAAAAGGGAAUAAAAUUCAUAGUAAUACUCUAUAUUGGUAGUAUUUUAUAUGUCCAUGUGUAGCUAGAUCAUUCUGAUGAAGAUGUAAACUGCACCUACUUAUGCUCAUUAACAGACUACGGAUUUAAUAUUAUGUCCAAUAAUACAUUCUGUUUCAAAUCUUCUUUGCAUUUGAACAGUGAAAUUCAGCUAAAUUCUAGUUCUUGGCACUUAGAUGUCACCACAUCACUUUUUUUUGUUUUUCUUGUGUGUUUGUUUUUUUCAUUGUGGCUUGUAGUGGCAUUAGUCCUUUCCAUCUUAUUCUUGUGUAAGGGUGCAUUCACACCACGUUUUGGGGAUAUGCCAGCUGGAGAAUUUAAAAUUAGCCUGCUGCCGUAUCCCUGCCAGACUCACGCUGCACCCCAUUCAUUUGAAUGAGCCGAAGUGAGUCUGAUAGUGACUCGGGUCAACUCAAAUUUUGGCAGACCACUGUUUUCAGUCUGGCAACAAAACCAUCCGGCUCAUUCAAAUUUUCUCCUCUGGAUCUGCAAAACAAAGUGGGAGAGAUUUAUCAAAACCUGUUCAGAGGGAAAAGUUGCCCAUAGCAACCAAUCAGAUCGCUUCUUUCAUUUUGAACAAGGCCUCUGCAAAAUGAAAGAAGCGAUCUGAUUACUUACUAUGGGCAACUUUUUCCCUCUGAACAGGUUUUGCUAAAUCUCCCCCAUUGUAAAUUCACGCCUUGUUGCAUGAGCAUCAAUAACCAUUGGCAGCCGUGGCAUUCAUGUAACAUGUCUUAAUGUUUAUCAGGGUACUAUGUCUGUCACACUGUGUAGCGCCAGAUCUUUCCAUGGAAUCCAUGACUUGUAUCUCUUAUUAUAACUUAUUAUGUACAUCUUUUAGAGUUGCUAUGGUUGUGGUCUGGGUGAUGAGACCCCAGCUGAUUACUAAAACAAGUGAGAAACAUGCUCAGCUGAGUGACGUUUCUCCACGCCAUCACCUUGUUGCAGGAGUUGAUUACUAUAGAAAGUCUGAGCCCAUCUCCUGCAGCGACAAGCCGGCAAGGAGAAAUCGCGUUCUUGUUUGUUUUUAGCGAUAAAUGAAGGUCUCCACAUCCAGACUCCAAAAAUGUAUCGAAUUACAUUAUAUAGAACAUCUCCAAAUCAUGUAGAGAAGCAAAAAUGCAAAACAUCCAUUUUUGUCCUUGCCAACCAGUUGCCUGCUGCCUAGAUAUAUGCCACACAGUAUUGCUGUAGAGGCCGUGUUCAGACUAUGACAGUUGUCAUACACCUCCAGAAUCCUGUCUUGGUGCCAAAAACAGGAUUGUGACUUUUUCCAAACUUUUUUUUUAUUCCUCAUCUUGACUGAUCCAAUCCUUUUUCUAAACAUCAAAAAUAUGGCUCCUUCAGAGAUGUAUUAUGGCUGUCUGAAUGCGACUUUUUCCAGUGUACUGAACUGCAGCCCAAGUCAUUUAUAGUUUCAGCCCGUCAUUUUCCUUAGUUCUAUUGUUAUACUUUCUACUUCAAAGCACAACUACAAAAAUUGUGCGGCAGGAUACGUCUUUAAAACUCCCGGCAACUCCGUAGCCCCAUGCGAAUCUUGCGGGCGUUUUCAAAAAGUGUAUCCUUCCACUUUUUUAAUGGUACGUUCACACGAGCGGACCCACAAUGUAUUUUAUCCUCCACUGAAGGACUCCUGCACGGUGGCUUUACCUGUGCCUGCUCGGCGCGGUAAUACGCCACUACGAGCAGACACACUAUGUGCGAGUCGCAGCGCGCAUGCGCAGUAUAUUCACACUUCGCAGCUGCUCUCUGCCUGGCUCAUGGAGCAAGGGGAGUGGCCGCGUUGUGUGAGAGUACACUGCGCAUGCGCGGCGACUUGCACAUCGCUUCAGCGGUUUAUUGCCGCUCUGAGCAGGCACAUGUAAAGCCACCAUGCAGAGGUCCUUCAGUGGGUCUGCUCGUGUGAACGUACCCUUAGGAGUAGUGCUGUUGGCUCUAAAUACAGUCUGAUUGUCCAAGGGCUAUUUCGAUUUCCUUUGCAAAAGUCCAUAUGAGGAACAGCACUUAAUAUAAUUGUGGAGAUAAUGUUGAUUUCCAUGGUGUAUUAUUUAUUGUGUUUUUUUCUUUUCUUUUUUUUUUUCUUUUAAUGAUGCAUUUGCCUACUUGACCACUGAUUUUACAUGUUUUGGAGUAAUAUUUUUUUUUUUUUUGUAAUCUUUCAUGCUUUCGAAAAAUCUCUGCUGCUGUUGCUCAUGUUUGUACCACAAAGCCACAAUGGUGGGUUCAGUAUACAUCAUACUUAUGCUUCAGUGGUACAUUUUGACUGCUGUUGCUGUUUGCAGUUGCAGCAAGAUGAUCCAUUGUGUAAACUGGAAUUUUUUAAUCAUGUUAACCCUGCAAUUGUAGGGUUUUUUUUUUCUUUUUUUUU